AUGUACAUAACAACUAAAACUCUACCAAUGAAAGGUUCCCCAGAGGCAGCUAUCAUGCGACCAGUGUCUAUUCCUAUAUUUAUAGAAAAACAGUGGGAACAGAUCCGAGUCAAUAUCCCCCCACCCCCAUCAUUAGAUAACCCAGACACACCUUGCAGUUGGCGGGAAAGGAAGAAACGAAUUGAUGACGCGUUGUCAUGGUUACGGACAGAAUUGUCUAAUUUAAAGAUACAAGAUCAACAAAUCUUGGGUCAGUUCAGACGAUGUCAAGACACAAUUGAUAACCUGAAAUCACAGAAAACCCUGCCCUGGUCAGACUGGGAUAUGACGUCAGAGGAUGACCUUGAGGAAGAUGAAGGUCAUUGGGAAGAUUGGGAAAUAAAAGAAUUCGAGCAAGAGUUUGAUAAAAAUAAUAAAGAUUGUAAAGAAAAGAAGUGUUUAGAUCUAGAGACAAGUUUUGAAAAACGUCAGCAUUCUCCGUCGUUAUCCUCCUCAUCGUCUCACCUUUCAGAUAAACACUCACGAUAUUUCCAUCACAAAUAUUCCGAGUCAGAAUCGAGUUCCACUUCCGGUCAUUCUUCAUUAAUAAGACAAGAUGUGGAGAGAAGAAAGAGACCAACACGACACACAGUGGGUUCAGCCACAGCAGAAUUUCUCAGACAAUCUCCAGAACUGGCAAAACGAAUUCUAACUACAGAGAGUGGUAUUUACACUUCACGGUUACGUCUAGGAAUAAACCCCCCUCCUGUUACCAUGACACCUGUCAGAGUGUCGCCAGCUUCCAUGACGCAAUCUAUUACGUCACCCAAUAUUACGUCUGCUACAAGUGACGAUUUGAGAGUUACGUCAUCACCAAGUUCCAGUUGGGUAUACUCAACUAUAAGAAGGCCUACUAAAGACAGGCCUACUGCCAGUGGAUUGACAUCCCCAACUAGUCAUUCUGAACGAACAUUCUCUCCUGUCAGUGUUUUGUCUUCUCCACCCUUUUCCCCAUCCCCUACUUCCAUUUCUUCAACCCCUUUCUCCCCCACCCCGUCUGAACCUUGCCUUCCCCGUCCCUAUACUAACAACCAUGUCCCUUACUCACCAACUUCGUCUGAACCUUUCCACCUUCCUUCCUACACCACACAGCAAUAUUCUCCCCGAUCCGCCCCCAUAAUAAAUAAAACGGGCGCCUUUACGUCCCCUCUACACCCACCACCUCCCUACUGGCAUUCUACUAGAACACCUAACCAGUCUGGGAUGUCCACAGUGCGAUCACCAAUAACAUCUUUUGUCCAAAACCAUACUUCUUUCCCCACCCACCGUGUCCCUCAUUCUUACUCUCAGAGGUCCGCUCCGGUGAAACUAUCACAGUCUUCAAUACUGCGAGAUCGAAAUCCGUUCACCUUCCCACCCCCCGUUUACACAGACUUGUAA
Molecule: messenger RNA, 1419 nt
Organism: Lottia gigantea (owl limpet)
Lineage: Eukaryota; Metazoa; Mollusca; Gastropoda; Lottiidae
Exons: 4
Coding region: 1-1419 (472 amino acids)
Source: RefSeq, a predicted model, not a curated record